Molecule: messenger RNA, 752 nt
Organism: Corythoichthys intestinalis (scribbled pipefish)
Lineage: Eukaryota; Metazoa; Chordata; Actinopteri; Syngnathiformes; Syngnathidae
Product: parvalbumin beta-like
Exons: 5
Coding region: 81-410 (109 amino acids)
Cellular component (GO): cytoplasm
Molecular function (GO): calcium ion binding
Source: RefSeq, a predicted model, not a curated record
AUCACUGCAGUCGCCUCCCCGACUCCUGUCCUGCAUCAUCCGUACCGUCUGAAACAAAGACCCCCUCACAGCAUAUCACAAUGGCCCUUCACGGUUUACUGAAUGAUGCUGAGGUCACUGCAGCCCUGGAUGGAUGCAAAGACGCCGGAUCGUUCGACCACAAGAAGUUCUUCAAGGCCUGCGGCCUGGCCGGCAAGUCCUUGGACGACUUGAAGAAGGCUUUCGCUAUCAUCGACCAGGACAAGAGCGGUUUCAUUGAGGAGGAUGAGCUCAAGCUGUUCCUGCAGAACUUCAAGCAGGGCGCGCGCACACUGAACGACGCCGAGACCAAGGCUUUCCUCAAGGCCGGUGACACCGAUGGCGAUGGCAAAAUUGGCGUUGAUGAGUUCACCACCUUGGUUAAGGCAUAAAGUGGCAACUGACCAACAUCUCUCAUGGAACAACAACGCCCACCUCCCCCUUUUCAUCUGAAGAGAAAUCAUUUUUAUACAUUUGCUUAAGAGACGUUUCCUCCUACGCAACACACACUGUCCAAGAAAAUGAUGAUUGUGAUUGUCCUUGGGUUGUCUUCAUGUCUUAAAUAUGAAUUUUGCUUCUUGUCAAAUCUAUGCACUUUCCAGGAACAGACGGUAAAAAAGAAGAAAGAUUCUUUUGCUACGCUCGGCCUUAGCGGAGGUUCAUCAUGUGUCUUUUCAAAAGUUGUGGAAACAUGACUGGAAAAGCACCCAAUAAACUUGAGGACAGGAAAACGG